AUGAAGAUCCCCCUGUCAGCAAUCCUGCCCGGCCAGGCCUCCGAGGCGUGCUGCACGUGCGCGACGGUGCUCUCCGACGUCCCGAGAUACUCGCCCCAGACCGAGAAGCCGUACCCGGGCGACAGGAGGCUGGAGUGCUGCUCGAGGGUCAUCUGCGGGCGGUGUAUUCACGACAACGCCCGCUUCGCCUCGUACUGCCCCUACUGCCAGAUCGCCAGCGAGCCAUCCAAUCCUCUGCCACAGGGCCUCCGGGAGCCGCCCUCCUACGACACGGCAACGGCCAAGACGGCCCCGCGGACGCCAGCCACACCCGACAACAACGACGACGCCGCCCCGCCGCCGCCGUACAAGCCGUCCACUACCCACUCCUCCUCUCCCACCUCCUACCCCUCAGACGAGAAGUCCAGCAACGACGACGAUCCCCCGCCCCCAGACACGCUCCACUUCGUACACCCAACAGACGACACGAUCCCCUCGCUGUCCCUGCGGUACAACGUGCCAGCAGCAGUCCUGCGGCGGCACAACAACAUAACAUCAGACCACCUCUUGUCUGCGCGGCGGACGCUGCUCGUGCCGGGCACCCACUACCCGUCGGGGGUAUCGCUGAGCCCGCGGCCCGUGGAGGGCGAGGAGGAGGAGGCGCGCCGCAACAAGAUCCGCCGCUGGAUGGUCGCGACCAAGUGCGCCGGCUACGAGGUCGCCGAGCUGUACCUCGCCCAGAGCGGGUACGACCUCGGGGCCGCGGUCGAGCGGUACCUUGGUGACGAGGAGUGGGAGAGGCUGCACCCGCUUGAGGGGUCGGGGAAGGGCAAGGGCAAGGGUAAGAUGGGCCCUGCCAAGGGCGGGACCUGGGCGGCGCAGGCUGCGUUUUUGAAGAGGCAGGGCCCGUCGCGAUGA
This is a messenger RNA of Diaporthe amygdali, 897 nucleotides long. RefSeq lists its product as uncharacterized. The transcript has 2 exons. Lineage: Eukaryota; Fungi; Ascomycota; Sordariomycetes; Diaporthales; Diaporthaceae. The coding region runs from base 1 to 897 and encodes 298 amino acids. The record is from RefSeq and is a predicted model, not a curated record.